Messenger RNA from Fomitiporia mediterranea MF3/22, 3894 nucleotides. RefSeq lists its product as uncharacterized. Gene Ontology annotation, molecular function: protein binding. The transcript has 9 exons. Lineage: Eukaryota; Fungi; Basidiomycota; Agaricomycetes; Hymenochaetales; Hymenochaetaceae. The coding region runs from base 1 to 3894 and encodes 1297 amino acids. The record is from RefSeq and is a predicted model, not a curated record.
AUGGAAAUUUAUCCAGAUGUUUGCAAAAAUGCAUCGAAUUUAUUGUUGCUUCUGCCACUCAUCACAUCAUCAACGUGUUUCCAGCAUGGCAACUUGAAGUGCAGCGAACAGACGCCCGUCUCGCACGGUACCCAAGGUCAAGUAACAACGGCGUGGGAAGCCAUUCGUUUCGUUCGAGAAAUCCCUGCGUUCAGGAAGUGUCGUGAAGACGAGUUGCUAAGUCUGGGUAAUGUUUCUGCCCACUUAUCCGAGAGAUAUUUCUCCUUGGCCCUUGAACAUUGGGAACGCUUCGAGCAGCCAGGUGAACGGGAAGAGCUCGAAAAGUCGAUCGAGCACGAUCGUGCUGCUCUCAACCUUCGUGCUGUAGGACAUCCCAAUCGUUCAGGUUCGUUAUGCAACCUUGCAGUUUCUCUCUUAAGGCAAGGUACGAACGAUGGGGAAAAAAUAGAAGAUCUAGAAGAAGCCAUCGAGUUGGAACAAGCCGUUCUGGAUUUUCGCCCCAAAGGUCAUCCUGGCGGUCCAAUCUCCUUUAAUAACCUUGCAAGUUCCUUGAUUAUUCGAUUCGAGCAGCACGGACAGAUAGAGGACCUCGAGCAGGCAGUUACAUUGAACCGAGAGGCCUUGGAGCUUUGCCCAGACAACCAUCGACAUCGUUCUCAGUUUCUGACUAGCCUUGCAACUUCUCUGCGCAAACGAUUCGGGCAACACGGAAGGACCGAGGACCUUGAUGAUGCCAUUGCAUUGCAUCAAUAUGCUUUACAGCUUCGCCCCGAAAGCCAUCCUCUUCGUUAUAUAUCUCUGAACAACCUUGCAACGUCCCUGCAGACGCGAUUUGAGAAGUACGGAAGAGCUGAGGACCUUGAGGAGACAGUCAAGUUGAACCGAGCUGCUCUGAAGCUUCUCCCCGAAAGCCAUUUUUCUUAUUCCUUAUUGUUGAACAACCUUGCAAGUUCCCUACGAAUUCGAUUUGAGCACAAUAGAAAGACAGAGGAUCUUGAGGAGACGAUCGAGUUGCACCAAGCUGUUCUGGAACUUCGUCCUAUGAGCCAUCUCCAUCGCUCGGCGUCUCUGAGCAAUCUUGCAAACUCCUUACAGUUUCGAUUUGAGCUGAGUGGAGGAAUUGAGGAUAUUGACAAGGCAAUCGAGUUGCACCGAGUUGCGCUGGAGCUUCGUUCCGAAGGUCAUCCUGAUCGAUCAGGGUCUCUAAACAAUCUUGCACUUUAUGAGCUUUUGAACGAAGCUGCUCUGGAGCUUCGCCCCAAAGAUCAUCCGCUUCGUUCACAGCCUUUGGGCAACCUUGCGAAUAUCCUGCGCAUCCGAUUCUGGCAACAUGGUCGUGCCGAGGACCUUGACAGGGCAAUUGAAUUUGAUAGAGAUACCCUUAUGCUUCAUCCAACAGGCCAUCCUGAUCGCCCCGAGUCUCUGAGUAACCUUGCAGCCACCCUGCUUACUCGAUUUAAUCAGUAUGGGCUGUUUGAGAACCUUGAGGAGGCAAUUGAGUUGCAGCAGGCUGCUCUGGCUGUCUGCUCCAAGGGCUAUCCUCAGCGUUCGUUAUCUCUUGAUUGCCUUGCAAAUUCCCUAAAGACUCGAUUUGGACAGCACGGAAGGAUCGAGGAUCUUGACAAAGCAAUCGAGUUGCAUCGAGCUGCUCCGGAGCUUCGCCCCGAAGGCCAUCCGCUUCGUUCAUCAUCUCUAACGAAUCUUGCGGGUUCCCUACACGCUCGGUUUGCGCAGCGCGGAAAUAUAGAGGAUCUUGAUGAGGCUGUUGACUUAGAGCGAGCUGCCGUGGUACUUCGCCCUGAAUGCCAUCCUGAUCAUUCUAUGUCUCUGCACAACCUUGCAGUUUCCUUACACACUCGAUUCAUGCAAUAUGAAAGGACUGACGAUCUCGAGGAGGCAAUCGAUUCGUAUCGAAAUGGCAUAGACAAUAGAUUCGGAGGUGACGAUGAACGCGCUUUGCCUCUAAGUAACCUUGCAAGUUCCCUACAUGCUCGAUUUGAGCAGCAUGGCAGGAACGAAGACCUUGACGAGGCACUCAGGUGGCAUCAAGCUGCCCUAGAGCUUUGCCCUACAAGUUAUCCUUAUUGCUCUAUGUUCCUGGAUAACCUUGCAAAUGCACUAAAUACUCGAUUUGAGCAGUACGGAAGGACUGAAGAUAUUGACAAGGCGUACAUCAAGGCUGAAGACCUUGAGGAGGCUAUCAAGUUGCACCGAGCCGGCCUGGAUCUUCGCCCUGUAGGUUAUGCACUUCAUUCUACGUCGCUGAGAAACCUCGCGAAGUUCUUAUUAAUCCGAGUCGGGAGACAAUGGCAUGCGGAAGAGUUCGAAGAGUGUAUAAUAUUAAUGGAGCUCGCAGCUACUCAUACAUUCUCGGGACCGUUAGAGCGCCUUUCCGCUUCGCAUCGUUGGGUAGAAGUCGCGCGAUCGCACGACCACCGCACAGCUUUUUCGGCUUGCAGGACGGCAAUAUCGAUACUUCAACGUGCUCUCACCAUAAAUCCAACUCUCCGCGAACAACAUGACUUCCUUAUCAAGAAGAGUCGCUAUAGAAUGCUCACUUUGGAAGCCGCUUCCUUCGCAAUAGAGAAAAAUGACCUGCGACAAGCCGUCGAGAUGCUUGAGCAAGGAAGAGGCUUGUUGUGGUCGCAGUUGCGCGGUUUCGGGACGCCUUUAGACCAGCUUGCAGAAACACAUGGAGAGAUCGUCGACAGGUUUAAGAAUAUUAGCCGUCAGUUGGAGGGUCUUGCAACGUCGCACGAUGAGUUAUUGUCUGGUUUAACUAUGCCCAAAUGUGGAUCACUUGGGCUGGACAAGCGACGAAAAUCAUUCGACGAGGUAUUCAAAUUAAAGAAUCAACUUUCCAACAAACUGGAGGAAAUUAUCAACGAAAUUCGACGUGUUCCGGGGUUCGAGAGCUUCCUAGAAGCGACGCCGUUUACAGAACUGCGACAGGCAGCUUCCGAGGGACCGGUGAUCAUGGUAAACCACUGCAGAUAUCGUUCGGAUGUCCUCAUUAUCCUCCCUCGUGAUGAAUCACCCGUUGUCUGUGUUCCGUUGGAUGAAGAGUUCUACGCAGAUAGCAAUCAGGUGUGCAACCAGCUUCUGGAAACGCGCCGACAGUUUGGCGCUGAUUCGCUGGAUUAUGACAAGAAGCUGCGCGAGGCGAUGAAGAUGUUAUGGGGAACGCGAAUCUGGUGGUGUCCAACUUCAACAUUAUCUAUGCUCCCUUUCCAUGCUGCAGGACCAUUCGAAGAUGCAGAUGCGAUCCCAAAAUACUUGUUGGACGUUUAUGUCUCGUCAUAUACGCCAACAUUAGGGGCCCUUAUCAAUGCUCGGUCAGGUGGCAAUGAAGUCAGACCUGAAUCGACAGUACUUGUUAUCGGGGAUACUUCACUACGGUCUGCGAAACAGGAGAUUUCUAAUAUCCGAAAUUUCAAAGCGUUUCAGGAAACAACAUGGGUGCAUUUCGUCUGUCAUGGAUUUUUAGAGUCAAAGCCUUUCAGCUCUUCGUUCAAACUAUUGGACCAUGGGCUAACAUUUCUCGAUACCGUCCAGGCGAGUCUUCCGCGUGCGGAGUUUGCAUUUCUUUCUGCCUGCCACACCGCUGAACAACCACAUAACGGUGCACACGACGAAGUCCUUCAUCUUGCGGCAGCCAUGCAGUUUUCUGGCCUCCGAAACGUAAUUGGUUCGAUGUGGGAGCUACUCGACACAGACGGUCCUGCAUUUGCUAAGACUGUCUAUGAGUACAUAAACGAAUGCGAGGAAGGUGAGGCGAAGCAUAAGAGGGCAGCUGCAGGACUUCGGAAAGCGGCCUUAGACCUGAAAGCACGGAGUGACAUUAAGGCAGAAUUUUGUGCACAUCGGCGCUUGAGUGGAACCAGAAAAAUUUAG